Suillus subalutaceus is the source of this 1103-nucleotide messenger RNA. RefSeq lists its product as uncharacterized. The coding region runs from base 138 to 953 and encodes 271 amino acids. The transcript has a single exon. Lineage: Eukaryota; Fungi; Basidiomycota; Agaricomycetes; Boletales; Suillaceae. The record is from RefSeq and is a predicted model, not a curated record.
CCAAAUACAUAGCACACUUCAUAUCCACCACUUCUCUUAAAAAGUCCAUCUUCCACCAUGCUGUUUUCCUGCUAACAUCCUGUUGGCGACCUUUGCUCGUCGAGCUCCAGCUUGUUCUUGACUUUGUCUAUAGCGACAUGCAUACCCCCUCAUCCUCGACAUCUCGCCCUCGUCCUAUUCUAAAGCAUCAACAAACAACUCCGAACUAUAGUCGUGUCGUUGGGUCACCAGAACGACUUCAUGUCGUUCACUUCCCACCAUCCCCGGCUUUGACUCGAACCUAUUUGGCAUACCCCCCUUCUACCUAUGACCGUUCUCCCAUUGUUGUGGCACCAAAUACAUGUGCUCUACCUGAGCGCGGGUGCCCUGGACGUACUUAUACCCUGGACGAGGAACGUCCAGCGGGCUCGUCAUCUUCUUCGAAACCUUUACAACACGGCAUUCACCUUCAUCCUCGUGCCGUGCUUAAGCAUCAAUCUCAAGUUUCGCCCUCAAAUCAGGGUGGUAUUGAUGAUGGGUCGCCAUACACUCCUUGGCGCAGCUCCCCAACACAGCCUCCUUUGAUUCUUGACCUCUCUUCGGGGUCGGACGAGAGUGAUGGUUCUCCCACAGAUUCACAUAAUGCUUCUUUGAAACCCGCUCCGUCAAUACCAUGGCCCCCCCGUGCUCUAGGGGAUCCUAAUGGUUAUAUAAUGACACCGUCUUACGAUUAUCCUAGUCACUCGACUCUACCAUUUCUCCCUUAUCCUCCUUCUCCUAACGACGAGCAUAAAGUCCGCCGUCAGAGACAGAAGGACCGUCCAUGGGAGCGAGAGCGAGGAAGCAAAUAUGGAGCAUAUGCCAUGGACGAUGAACCACGUAAUAAACCCAGUCACAGGUCCUAUGCGCUACAUGGAGGCUUUUCAUCUUCCGCUCUUGACGGAUCGGACGACAGUUGUUUGGGAGGAUUUUGACAAUAGAUGACUAUGCAGUGAGGCAGGCGCAUACCAACAUUACGACUUUAUGUACUCGUAUACCGCCUAUUACCCAUGAUAAUGGCGCUUAGAUUUUCCCUGUUGUACUCUGUACUCAAGUAUUCAAAUUGAUAUCUAUUGCAGGAGCGU